AUGGCUCAGGAAUUCGUUACGGACAGCAUUAAAGGGGACAAAGUAGUCGUGUUUCUAAAACCGUCAUGCCCAUAUUGCGUAAUGGCAAAAGAUGUUUUGUCAAAGUAUGGACUCAAAUCUGGACACUUGGAAUUCAUAGACAUCACUGGACGAGAUGACAUGAAUGAAAUCCAGGAUUACCUAAAUAAAAUGACAGGUGAACGAACAGUGCCACGGGUGUUCGUCGGUAAGAAGUGUGUUGGUGGGGGCAGUGACGUUAAAGCGCUGGAUAAGAGUGGGAAACUGGAGGGCAUGCUUAAAUCAAUCGGAUCGCUGCAAUGAUCUUCAGACAGCUGUGAAUAUCUGCACCACCUGGAAAACCCCUUGCCUUUGUUCUGUCUGUUGAACUGAGACCAAACAUUGUGUGUCAUCUAUAGCUCUGAUGUUAGUCACCCGUCUAUCUUCAUGACUGUAGGCCUGUCUCAGUUCCUCCAGUAAUAUUCCUCCAGUGAUGUUUACAUCCAAACAUCUUUAAAUCACUUAACCACUAUCUUUUGUAUAAAAUAAAAUACACAAAUGCUAA
Messenger RNA from Oncorhynchus tshawytscha (Chinook salmon), 562 nucleotides. Its product is annotated as glutaredoxin-1-like. NCBI's taxonomy places the organism in Eukaryota, Metazoa, Chordata, Actinopteri, Salmoniformes, Salmonidae. The transcript has 3 exons. The coding region runs from base 1 to 321 and encodes 106 amino acids. The record is from RefSeq and is a predicted model, not a curated record.